AUGUUAUGGUUCGCUGGAUUCUCUCUUUGGUAUUCAUUCAUUGAUAUUUUGACUCAACCAGCAAUGCAUUCUUAUAAAAAUAGUUAUAUUGUGAUUUGCGCGAGUUGGUUCAAAUACAAUAGAGUGGUUGGACCGAUCAUUAUCAGUAAGUAAAAGACAAAUGUUUUCCAUUCUCAAACAUCUGAUUCAAGCAACUUAUUGUACCUCAUUUGGUCUGACAGUAGUUCUUCUCGCAAUUCAUUUUGUCUAUCGAUUUAUAGCGAUGAGUAGACCAAGUGAAAUUCGUUUUUUCCAAUGGCCUUUGGCUUUAAUUUGGCCAGCUAUUUUCUCAGGAGUUGCAAUAUUUUGGUGGUGUAAUGUUUAUUUUCUUUUGAGUAUUAAUGAUACUUUGAAUGAUUAUAUGAGAGAAACUAUUGCUUUGAAUUAUCAAGAUGAUAUUGAAGAACUUUCCUACAUUGGACCACUUUACUUUGUAAGUUUGCGUUUUGAAAAUUUUUUAGUUUAAACGCUGAAACUCACGUUCAAUUUUUCAAGGUUACUGGUCCGAAUGGAGAAAUGAAAAUUGUUUGGGAAAGUUGUAUUGGAAUGUUGAAUGUUGGAAUAAUCUCUGGAACAACUCUCAUUAUUAUAAUAACUCUUGGUGUAAAAAUCUACAAGAAAAUGCAAAGUGUAAAAGAUAUGGUCGCUGAGAAAACUCGUGAACUUCAACGUCAACUUUUCUACUCACUUAUGGUUCAAACAAUUGUUCCAAUUAUUUUCAUGUAUAACCCAACUACAAUACUUUUUGUGGCGCCAGUUUUCGGAAUUGAAUUGGGAAGUAUGGCUAAUAUAACAUCAAUUGGUCUUGCAUUAUAUCCAGCACUUGAUCCUUUGGUUGUCAUGUUUUUUAUUCGUGAUUAUCGCAAAUAUAUUUUGAGUAGGUUUCAAAAUAAAUUAUAAAAUACAGUUUGUUUUUGUAGAAAAAGUAUGCUUCCAUAAAACCGUCAGCCCAACAACAACAGCGGCAACGAAAACUGACACAGUUAUCUGA
Molecule: messenger RNA, 1030 nt
Organism: Caenorhabditis angaria
Lineage: Eukaryota; Metazoa; Nematoda; Chromadorea; Rhabditida; Rhabditidae
Source: the annotation of a GenBank genome assembly